UGCAAUGCAGAGAGAGGAGACGCGUCUGUCCGUCCAUCCAUCCAUCCAUCCAUCCAUCCAUCCAUCCAUCCAUCCAUCCACCCAUCCAUCCACUAAGGGUGAACAACGCUGACCGUGGCCUGGGUGGAGAACUGCAGCAUUGAGAUGAGGUGAGAUGCCUUGUAGUUGCCCAGUGCUUUGAUGGAGAUCGUGGGAUCCCGUCAGCAUCUUCCAUCCUCCUGCGCAGCAGCGCAACUUAUCCCCAGAGACCUUUACCAUUCCAGCAAUUCGCCUUUGCAUCUCAUCUCUUGGGGACCUUCUUCUUCUUGCGUGUGGCGGGCACAGCCUAAAGUUGCAGGGCCACUUGUUCUAUUUGAUCUCAGUUGAUUGCAUUCGUCGUAACUAGGGCGGACCAAGUGAAGGUUGCAAUCUCCCACCCCUCUUGGGGAUGAAUGGAUGAAUGGCUGACGGAAGAGUUGACUCUUUGGAUUGAAGGCAGACACAACAUGCUGGAGUAACUCAGCGGGACAGGCAGCAUCCCUGGAGAGAAGGAAUGGGUGACGUUUCGGGUCGAGGCCCUUUGUAAAAGACUUCAGACUCUUGGGAUUGAUGUCUCCAAACGUGGUAUUCCUGGUAAAUAUGACAACUCUCACCCUCACGUACACCAUGGGCAUCAGGAUAGCGUGCAUGUUGGAGUUCAUGACUCUGUGAUUGUGGUCAGGCUGACACAACAGCCCGCGCCCACCAGGAUGGCUGCCCUUCUCUUGAGUUGUAGGACAUGCCCUGGAAUUUGUAGAUCUGUGAUUUGGAGAACUACUGCCUUUAGGGCGGGCAACUCUGCACCAAAAGUAUCUUUCAGGUUGAAGAAUGUACCCAGACUUACUCUUGCGUGUCUAGGUCUUGGGAGCUCGUCGCUUGCAAACUCCCAGAAAACAGCAGCAGUUGCAGAGGCCAAGCUAAUGCACUGCCCCAAGCGAGGAUCGCGCUCAUUAUUGGGAGAACUUUUCUGGAGGAUUCGUUUUGCCGUCCAUUUGGGCGUGCGGGCGGUGGUCUUGCUGCUGAGAUUUGGGCCCCUGUUGCUGCUCUACCCAAUGUGUUUUGUGUCGUCUGCUCUCGCCUCGGCAUGGUAUGAGGUGCUGCUGAGAUCCACAGUGGCCGCCGGGCCCACGUUCAUCAAACUCGGGCAGUGGUCUAGCACCAGGAGGGACCUCUUCCCGGCAGAGUUCUGUGAUAAAUUCUCCAGGAUUCAUCCCCGUGUCUCCCCGCAUCCCUGGGACUACACCAGGCGCAGCUUGAGGAGGGCAUUUGGGGAGCACUGGAGGAGCAUAUUCCACAUUGAAAGCAAGGAGCCCAUCGGGUUGGGCUGCAUCACGCAGGUGUACCGGGCCUGCACCGACCCAAAGAAUAUUAACAACUCAGAAUUCCACAAACUCGUCGAAAGCUUUGAGAAAGAAGACCAGUUUGAAGCAUGGGAAGUCUCCGGGCUGCAGGGAAUAUUUCAUUACAUGUUUCCACACAAGCAAGAUCCACACAAUGAGCCGGCCACAGCGGAGGGGUUGAGUGGAGGCCCUGAACUGGAAGAUGGAUGGAGAGCACCUCAUCCCAACACAAUGUCGGAGCAGCACCAUCUCAUUCCAGUGGCAAUCAAGGUGAUGCAUCCUGGCGUUACUCAUCAAGUGCGUAUGGACCUGAGACUCAUGAAAGCCGCCAGCUGGGUUCUCAGUCUCCUGCCGGGCGCGAGGUGGCUGAGGUUGACGGAGGUGAUGGAAGAAUUCGAGGAGGUCAUGUUGGGACAGAUUGACCUGCGGAACGAGGCAACGAUUAUGGAGCGAUUCCGAGAGAAUUUCCUGGGAAUGGAUUCGGUCAAGUUUCCCAUCCCGCUCCGGCCGUUCGUCACCAGGACCGUCGCGGUGGAAACGUAUGAGGAGAGCACUCCCAUCUCGACGUUUGUGGCAGAGGACGUGCCUGAUGUGUUGAAGCAGCAGUUGGCCAGGAUGGGGUUGGACAUGCUGCUGAAGAUGGUAUUCGUGGACAACUUUGUUCACGGAGAACUUUGCCCGGAGAACAUUCUCAUCCAGGGAGCGGAUCAGUUCAGUCGGCAACAGGACGACAGGACCACCAUCGUGGAUUUGUGCGACACCCUCAUCAUCAACGUUCACCCAUCCCAGUGUCCACUCAAACUGAUCCUGCUGGACACCGGCAUCGUGACUGAGCUGCGGCCUUCAGACUUCCACAACCUCAAAGCCGUCUUCACCGCCGUGAUCAGAGGGCAGGGCGAGAAGAUCACAGAGCUGCUGCUGACCCAGGCAACAGUGAAUGAAUGCCAAGACUUGCAACUGUUUAAAUCUGAAAUAGAAAGAAUCGUGCAUGAAGCAGAGAUGAACACUGGAUCGCUGCGAAAGCUCCAUGUUGCUGGCUUCCUUUCUAACAUUCUGGAAGCACUCAUUGUACACAAGGUCAAGGUGGAGAGCAGCUUUGCCUCCGUCAUCCUUGCCAUCAUGGCCUUGGACCGUCUCAGCCGAUCUCUCGACCCCGAGCUGGACUUGCUGCAAGUGGCCAGACCCAUGCUGCUGAAAGACUCUGCGGGUUUGUAAGGCUUUGUGGAUCUUGGCGACGUACUUUCACCCAACUGGGGGGGAGUGAGGAGGGGGCAAGCUCCCAGAUAUUCACAACCAUUAACCAUUCAAUCACCUGCUACUGGGGAUAUGACAUUUGUUUUUAAUAACAGGCCAACAGUGUGGCCCAUAUACUUAAUAAUGCAUGCUGUGUGCCUGUGUUAUAUUACCUGUGAUACUUUGAAGUUGCAUAAGAUUAUAUGUUUAUGUCAAGCGUGGUAAUGGAUUUGUUAACUCUGUCCAUUUGAACGGCCAUAGUUUUCAGGUAGAACAGGUAGAACCAUAGAAAUUAGGUGCAGGAGGAGGCCAUUCGGCCCUUCGAGCCUGCACCGCCAUUCGAUAUGAUCAUGACUGAUCAUCCAACUCAGUAUCCCAUCCCUGCCUUCUCUCCAUACCCCCUGAUCCCUUUAGCCACAAGGGCCACAUCUAACUCCCUCUUAAAUAUAGCCAAUGAACUGGCCUCAACUACCUUCUGCGGCAGAGAAUUCCACAGAUUCACCACUCUCAGUGUGAAAAAUGAUUUUCUCAUCUCGGUCCUAAGAGACUUCCCUCUUAUCCUUAAACUGUGACCCCUUGUUCUGGAUUUCCCCAACAUCGGGAAUAAGCAUCCUGCAUCUAGCCUGUCCAACCCCUUAAGAAUUUUGUACGGGCAGAGCCGCAGCCUCACACCCCAGGUGACCCGGGUUCGAUCCGAACCGCGGUUGCUGUCUGUGUGGAGUUUGCACCUUCUCCCUUGUUUCCUCUGGUUGCUCCGGUUUCCUCCCACAUACUGAAAUUAUGCCGAGCUGUAGGUCAAUUUUCCUCUGUAACAUUGCCGCUGGUGUGUAGGGAGUGGAUGAGGAGAGUGAGAUAACAUGGAACUAGUGUGUACGGGGGUGAUCGAUGGUCGGUGUGGACUCAAUGGGCCAAAGGGCCUGUUUCCACGCUGUAUCUUUCAAUCAAUCAAUCAUUGAAUUAAGUGGAAGGUGGACACAAAAUGCUGGAGUGACUCAGCGGGUGAGGUAGCAUCUCUGGAGGGAAGGAAUGGGCUUCCCAUUCCUUCCCUCCAGAGAUGCUGCCUCACCUGCUGAGUUACUCCAGCAUUUUGUAUCUACUUUCGAUUUUAACCAGCAUCUGCAGUUCUUUCUUACACAUUGAAAUUAAGUGUGCAGGGUUAAAAGCUAUCUGUGCAUUAGUGUUGCAGAACUCUGUACCAUAACCAAAUAAAAUGUUACAUCCCAACUAUUUCCCUUUUGAAUUGUUUCAUUCAUCUCUCAUGUGUUCCCAGUGGAUAUUUGAAAGACUUGUCCUUUCACUGCUUGUAGCCCAGCAAAUAUGUUUUUCUAAUUUUAUAUCACCCUUCUGCCACAGGAAGGAGUUAGGCUUGAUCGUAUUCAUGUAUAUUGUUAUCUGAUUACAUUGGGCCGCACGCAAUCAAAAGCUUUUCACUGCCUGCGCCAAAAAAAACAGUGGAACAACAGUGAAAAGCGUUUUGUUUGUGUGCUCUCUAAUCAAAUCAAAUAAUAUCUGAAGAAUAUUGGAAAAAAACGGUCUGAACAAGGGUCUCGA
This is a messenger RNA of Leucoraja erinaceus (little skate), 4142 nucleotides long. RefSeq names its product aarF domain containing kinase 2 (gene adck2). NCBI's taxonomy places the organism in Eukaryota, Metazoa, Chordata, Chondrichthyes, Rajiformes, Rajidae. The transcript is spliced from 8 exons. Bases 729 to 2573 code for a protein of 614 amino acids. Gene Ontology annotation, cellular component: mitochondrion. The record is from RefSeq and is a predicted model, not a curated record.